AUGGACGGACAACCGCAAGUCGACAUAAGCAGACUCUCUGCAUCUGAUCGCCAGGAACUGAGUCAAUUUUUGCAAAACGAGACUCAAAAGUCGAACAUCCAACAGACUGUCCAUCACCUCUCCGAACUCUGCUUCAAGAAAUGCGUUGCGGGAAAAAUCUCAUCUAACCGACUCGACCGAACCGAGGAAUCGUGCGCGGAAAACUGCGUUGGCAGAUGGAUGGAUGCCAAUUUGGCUGUCCUGAAGCAUCUUGAGACUCUCCGUGGUGCGAAAUAA
This is a messenger RNA of Talaromyces atroroseus, 276 nucleotides long. RefSeq lists its product as hypothetical. The transcript is spliced from 2 exons. The coding region runs from base 1 to 276 and encodes 91 amino acids. NCBI's taxonomy places the organism in Eukaryota, Fungi, Ascomycota, Eurotiomycetes, Eurotiales, Trichocomaceae. The record is from RefSeq and is a predicted model, not a curated record.